Molecule: messenger RNA, 1155 nt
Organism: Aspergillus wentii DTO 134E9
Lineage: Eukaryota; Fungi; Ascomycota; Eurotiomycetes; Eurotiales; Aspergillaceae
Exons: 2
Coding region: 1-1155 (384 amino acids)
Source: RefSeq, a predicted model, not a curated record
AUGGCUAUGAAAUACAUCCUGCCCCUCUUCAGCGUCUUUGCGCUGUACUCCAUAUUUCACUUUUCUGGUACAAAUGGUCUCCGUGGCCUGAUAAAGGAAUCGAUCGCGUCCAACACGUUGCCAGAAAGCAACGAUGCUCUACGCACCGUCUACACAGGAUUCGAGCCACUCGAUGAAAUUCUCACGAUCUUGACUACUUUCUUCUGGCCGGCCAUAAGCGGGAUCAAGCCCGAGUUGACGCUCCAUGCCGUAGCGUUCUCGGGAACGUUUGGAUCUGCCUGGGUGCUGGUCACGCUGGAGUCGUGGAGAAGAGGCAAUGCGUGGACUAUUGCUGCGUUUCCCAUGGCCUUCGGUCUCGUGGCACAGGUCCUGACUUAUGCCUUCGCGACCCCCCUCUACUGUGGCUUGCAACUGGCCAGCUCCAUCACCGCCAGCAAGCCCAACGCAGAAAAUAUCCGUAUCCCACGGGCGGUGCUCCAUAUGAUCCCUCUCAUUUUUACCGUCGGAUACAUUGUCCCCUCCGUCCUGGCUAUUCUCCCCGCCCCUGAACUUAUCACUGUCGACCAGAAGCAAAUCUUCGCCUCCGUCUGGCAACCAUGGCCAGCCUACAUUUCCAUCCUGGUGACGACCGUUAGCAUUGUUUUUUCGCCCUUUGUCAGUAACGACCGAAAUGUCGAGGGUGGUUGGGACACCCUACGUGCUCUACGACGCGUGUAUGCUUUCGCUUUUGCUAACACCGCUAUCCCUCAUAUUGUCACAUUGACCGUGUCCUUCGCGACCGUGGUCGCUCCGUUCAUGUUUGAGGAGCGUUAUGUCAAUAUUUUACACCCACUGCACGUGUUCCAGGUUGUUCUGCCCUGGUCGUCCGUUACAGUUGAUAACAUCGCGGACGGAGUGCGUAUCUUCUUGGGUUGGGAUUAUCUGGUUGGAUCAGCCGGUGUGUUGGUCUGGGCUAUGACGCUCUACAGCAAGGCACAUAAGGCGAUCCUGGGCAAGGUAUCCUGCCUGGACCUGUUCGUCAAAGUUGGCUUGUUGACGGUGCUCACUGGGCCAGUUGGAGCGGCCGUGGAGCUGAUGUGGGAGAGAGAUGAGCUGGUUGUCCACGAGACUGGUGGGCUUAAGCAGCGAGUAGCUACAGGAAAGAAGGUGCAGUAA